AUAAAGGGCAGCAUCAUCCGGGUGGCCACAGUCCAUCCUGCCCGGGCAGAACUCGGGUCUCUCCCAGAACCGGGCACGUCCACACCUUGGGAAGAAACUCGGGGCAGUGAAAGGAGCCGUCACCUCCCCUGGCUGGGCUGGGACUCAGCGGAUCGCAAUGAGCACCCUGCGUCUGAAGGAGAAGCUGCAGGCCCUCCAGUGCCACUUCACCUGGAACUUUGAAAUCAGAGACAAGGUAGAUGCAGCUCACAUCCUCCAAACUCUGGCUCUCAGGAUUGCCCACACUCACUACCAGAACCAGCCCGCGCUCCUUGCCAUGCAGGCUUAUUUCUGCCACCUGCAAGGGCAAUAUGAAGACGCUCUGCAAAGCCUGAGAGAAGCCGAAGAGAUUCUGCAAAGAGAUCAUCCAGAUAACUUCCCCCGGCAGGUCCUGGUCAUUUAUGGAAACUACGCCUGGAUCUAUUAUCACUUGGCCCACUAUGAUUUGGUUGAGUUUUACCUGGACAAGGUUAGAAAGAUCUGCAGCUCCCUGAAGAGCCGCUCUCCACAUGCAGCUCAGAUCCCUGAGAUACAUGCACAGAAAGGCUGGUCUCUCCUGGCAGCAGGCUUCCGUAAUGGCAUUGAAGCCACAGAGUGUUUCCAAAUGGCAUUAAGAGAAGACAAAGCAAAUGGGGAAUUUCUUGCUGGGUUGGCAAUUGCGGUCUUUGCAUCAUGGACUCACUCACACAAGCCUGUACAUCGGGAAGCAGCCAAAAAGAAGUUGGCUGCCAUUCUCCAUGAACAGCAGCAAAACUAUGAAGCUAAGGUGUAUUUAGCCAAGAUCCUGAAGAGGGCAAAUAGACAGGAAGCCGAAGCCCUCUUAGAAGAUGUUGUUCAGAAUAGCCUGGACCCUGAGGUCCUGAGAAAUGCAGCCAAGUUCUUUCAACCAGAAUUCCCAGAACAAGCAAUUGCUAUCCUACAGCGAGCAAUCUCACUGAACCCCACUUACCAUCUCCUUCCCUAUGACCUUGGCGUCUGCUACAAGAAACAGCUGGAGAAGGCCAAGUCAGGCAGAGAAGAAAUAUUGGCAGCAGCUAUUGAGGCCUUCAAAAAGGCUGUGCAGAAAGAUCCAGCCUCUGUGUUUUCAAGGCUGGCUUUAGCUGAAAUGUAUGGAGAAAACACACCUCACUACCAAGAAGAGAUUUAUCUCAAUCUCCUAAGUGAAAUGCCCAGCCUCAGCAAGAGGUGUCAGCAGGCAGUCUACCUUCACUGGGGGGAUUUCCUCUUCUACAAGCAGAAGUCAGUGUGGGAGGCAGCUAAGAUGUACAAAGCAGGUUUCACCAUUCCAGACAACUACCUGGAGAGGCCACAACUGAAAAGCAGGUUGGAAGAGGUGGCAGGAGAAUUCCAGCAGAGCUCCCAGACCUCUGAGGCUGAGGCCAUACGUGACUUCAUUCAAGAGAAUGAAAGUCCGUGGUACAUGGGGAGAUCCACUGGUGGCAACAACAGAGCAGGAGACUGAAGAUGUGGAGAAAACAGGGGAUCCUUUCCCUUCUCUGGACACAGCAAGACCUCCUUCUGAAGCAAGUCACUUUCCCCACCUGUGUAACAAUGACGUUCGGGUUGCAAAUGAUUCUGGGUCCCCUGAAUAGUUCAGACCACGGCACAUCCUGCUGCUGCUUCUUAUAAUUAUUAUUAGCUACGUGUCUUGUAAAGAACGAGGCCCCUUAAUUAAAUUGGGCAGGCUUGGGACAUAUCCAUGUCAGGUGCGUGUACAUAAUUAAUAAGGGUUAUGUGUAGGUUUUUAUUAUGUGAUGGUUGUCAUAUGUUUAUGUGUCCUGAGAUUGUCCAUGAACAUAGGAUUUGUGAAGUUUCAGUUCCCUGCAAAAGGCACAGGGCGGGACUCAAAGAAAGGAGUGCCCUAGCAAUGGGAAGGGUAUAUAGGAAAGCCGGUGGGGUAGGGAUGGGGCUCUUUCUCAGGAGACGGAGAAGGUUGCUGCCUGCUGAGCUGUGACUUUAAGUACAGCAGCAGUCAGGACCUCUCUCUCCGUAACAGCAGGGACUAGCUGUCAGCCUGUGACAGCUGCUGCUACCGGUGAGUGUGUUGUUGUCAGGGUUUGUUGUUUUGUUGGGGAGCACACUCGCAGACGCUUCGAGGAGGCUCUUACUAGCAGUCACAACGGCACAAAGGGGUUAGGGUGGGAAACUGGUGUCAGGGACGCUCACCUGAACUCCAUCGUCAGCGGUCCUUGUCAGAGGAGGCGUCUGAUCCGGCUCAGCUAGGAAUCAAUCAUCCAGCCGUGUCACCUGUGGAGAAGUUAAGGUAGAAGGUUUCCAAUGACCACCUCGUGUGCUUGCCUGCGUGUGAAUGUUAAGUUAAGGUUCUAUUGUUAUUCCCCUCCCUUCCCUUCCUCCCUUUACAUCCUCCCUCACUAAUUAA
Messenger RNA from Caretta caretta (loggerhead turtle), 2419 nucleotides. Its product is annotated as interferon-induced protein with tetratricopeptide repeats 5-like. The record is from RefSeq and is a predicted model, not a curated record. Lineage: Eukaryota; Metazoa; Chordata; Testudines; Cheloniidae. Gene Ontology annotation, cellular component: cytosol. Gene Ontology annotation, molecular function: protein binding. Gene Ontology annotation, biological process: defense response to virus.